Molecule: messenger RNA, 1888 nt
Organism: Bombyx mandarina (wild silkworm)
Lineage: Eukaryota; Metazoa; Arthropoda; Insecta; Lepidoptera; Bombycidae
Product: zonadhesin
Source: RefSeq, a predicted model, not a curated record
CAGAAAGCAUUCUUUGGUGAAAAUGUUAAAGACGUUCUUGUUUGUAGUCUGUAUUGCUAAUGUGCUUCCAGCACACUCUACUGAAGCAAAACAACUUUGUGGCGAAAACGAAGAAUCUUCAGAUUGCGCCAAUUGCUAUGAUAGUCCAGAUUGUUGUGUGGAUCCCAUGGAUUGCAUUCAAGGAUGCAUUUGCAAAGUAGGAUAUGUGAGGAACGAUGAAGGAGUUUGUGUUCGAGAUGAUUGUGAUGACUCAUGCAAUGGGGAUCCGAACGCUGUUGCUGGAUGUGGAGUAAAUUGUAACAGACAUUGUUCUAAUAUCGGCAAAGAAAGUCAAGGUUGUGCUGCUGUUUGCUACGAAGACGGCUGCGAUUGUAAAGACGGAUAUUAUUACGAUGAUAACAUUAAUAAAUGUGUUUUACCCGAAGACUGCACUCCUACUUGUGGUAAUGAUGAAGUCUACAAUGAUUGUAUACAAGGGUACUGCCAACCGAAGAAUUGUUCGGAAAUAGGGAAACCCGUUGCUUGCCCAAGAAUAGAUCCCAAGAAUUGCAUCAAAGGGUGCUUGUGUAAAGAAAACUACGUCAGAGCUGAUAAUGGAACGUGUAUACCAAAAACCGACUGUCCAUCCUGCGGUGGAGACAACAACGCUCGUUCCGGCUGCGGCUUGCACUGUAGCAAACGGUGUGGCGAUAUCGGAAAAAAGCCAAGAGCAUGUGCUGCAGUUUGCUAUGACAAUGCUUGCGAUUGCAAAGAAGGAUUUUACCUAAACGAGAAUACAGGAAAAUGCGUAAAACCAAACCAGUGCCCUACUACCAAUUCAUCGGGAAAUGUUGACCAAUCCUUGGAAAAACUCCGCAGAGGAAACAUGGCAUUAGUUGGCCAGUUUCUUUGGGAAUUAUACAAAAUGAAUCCAGGACAAAGUUUCGUUACAUCACCCGUAUCUGUACUCAUUCCUUACGGUCAACUAGCACUAUACGCCGUUGGAGAAACUUUAGAUCAACUAUUAAAGUUUAUAAACCUCGACAAUAAGGAUCAGAUCAAGGAAGCUUUCCCCGCUUUGCUUACGAAUUAUCGGUCUCAAAGCUCAGUUCUUUUGACGGUGGCAGUUAAAUGCUACGGCAACAUAAAUUAUCCUUUUACGGACCAGUUUAAGAACGACGCUGUAACUUACUUUGACUCAGAAGGAGAAAAUAUUGAUUUUAAAUAUGCGAAAGAAGCUGCAGACACAAUAAACGGAUGGGUCGCAAACAAAACUAAUAACUUAAUUCAAAAUCUUGUCAGCGAAGAUUUGUUCAGCGAUGACACUAGAUUGGUUCUAGUUAACGGCAUGUAUUUCCUGGGAAAUUGGCAAAAUCAGUUCAAUCCUAAUAACACUCGCGACAGAGACUUCUACAUCACACCAAACAAAACUAAGUCCAUAAAGACUAUGUAUCAAGAAAACAACUUUAAUUAUGGAGAAAACGAGAUUCUCGAUGCACAGAUCUUAGAAUUGUUCUACAAAGGCGGCAAUUCUAGUUUAGUAAUCUUGUUACCAAAGAAAAAAGAUGGCCUUCUCCAGAUGUUAGAUAAAUUACGAAAUUCAGAUGAAUUAUCUAAUAGCAUUAAAUCACUUAGGCAAGAGAAAGUCAAAUGUUUCCUACCUAAGAUGGAUAUAGAAACGAACAUUGAUAUAGCAGAACUUUCCCAGAAGCUGAAUGUAACCAAAAUGUUCGAUCCACGAUCAGAUGAUUUCGAAGGAAUUUUAUUAAAUUCGGACCCUGUAUAUGUUUCUGCUGCAAUACAGAAAGCUAAAAUCAUAGUUGAUGAAACUGGAACCGAGGCAGCGGCAGCAACUGGUAAGAUUAUUUUUAUGUUUUCAAUCGGCAAUCAAAAUAAUAAAAUCUAAAUC